AUGGCAUUUAAUGAAGAUUAUCGUUCAUUGGUUCGGGGUAUCACAAGCCUGGACUUCACAGGAGACAGUGAUCCCUGCAAACUACUUCUUACCGGAGAUUCUGCAUUCCCUGUGCUUGUGACUCCUGCAGGAGAUGUACUAAUAGCUGCAUCUCGGUAUGGGAAGGGCCGGGUAGUGGUUUUGGCCCACGAGUCGUAUUUGAAGAAUCCCCAGUUUGCACACUUCUUACAGAAUGCAGUGUCCUGGUUGAAUCCAUCCCCUGGAGCAGUAAUUGGAGUUGGCAAUAGCCUAGAAACUUUGGCAAAGAGUCUUUCCGCAUCAGGAUGCAGUGUCCAAACCAGCUAUGAUCUCAAGCAGGGCUUAGGUGUUCUAUGCACUAUUCACAAUAAUGACAGCCAGACUGAAGACAUUAUAUCCUUUCUGCGGGAGGGUGGAGGUCUACUAAUUGGAGCGGAGCCCUUAAAAUGGGCAGACAGCAACAGAGAUGAAAAUAUUUUGCAGAAAUUUCCCGGAAACCAAGUAAUAUCGGUGUCUGGUGUUUACUUCACUGAUAAAUGUGGAGAAAAAGGGAACUUCAGUGUUAGUGAAAAUAUACCAUGGAACCCAAUUUAUACAGAUUUGAACUUUUCACUGGAUUUGAAGCAUCUUUUUCAAGGUGUGUCCAAUGUGGACAUCAGUGGUUCAGCUGUCCCCUCAGAGCUUCUACUUCAUGGACCUUUGACAUUUCCAAUUGGAUUGAGUGACAAAAACCAAUGUUUUUUUGCUGCUGCAUAUUAUGGAAGAGGACGUGUGGUUGUGGGGACACAUGAAAGUUACCUAAAUAAACCAGAACUCAAAAAAUUGCUCCUAAAUGCCAUAUCAUGGCUUGACACAGGCAAAAAGGGAACCAUCGGAGUUCGUAAUAAACUGGCAAAAUUUGCCCAAAUCUUGAAACAAGAAAGCAUCAGUUGUAAAAUAUCAAACCUAGUCCCUGACCUCAGCAUCUACUGUUGUGAUUCCUACAGUGAUAAUGAGGCAGCAAGCAUCCAACAGUUUGUAGCAGAGGGUGGAGGCCUCCUAAUUGCUGGCCAUGCCUGGUAUUGGUCUUAUGGAAAAUCAGUAGAAAGUGUAUUGUCCAAUUACCCAGGAAAUAAAAUUCUGAAUAAGUUUGGAAUUAGUAUCCUUGGGAGGACUGUCCCUCAAGGUAUCUAUAAGACAUUAGACCCUGAGGGUGCUGCAAGCUGCUAUCACUUCCCCAAAGCAUUCUGCCAGCUGCAGAAGGACUUAGAAAGUGGGGUAGAAAUAAAACCUCCUCUGAAGUCCUGGUUGCAAAACCUUCAAAAAGAUAUCUCAAGUUACUUGAAGCUGCCAGCUUGCCCUCUCAUUUCUUGCCAACAGCAAAGGUUUGCAAGUCUUGUUCAGGGGUGUGCAAUACCCAAUGUUAGCAAAGAAUGUCCUGUGAAAAGUGACUCCAAAGAAGCUUUGAUCCUCAGUUUGGCUCAAGAUGUCUCCUGUCUAAGCCUAGAAAACAGCCAGAGGUUGGACAACGUUCAAGACCAGCCAUCAACUACUGUGCAGAUAGAUGCUACAAAUCCAGGUGAUGAUGCCUGGAGAAGCACUGGGCUGUACUUGCCUCCCGGAAAAACAGUAGUAAUUGUGUUUCCAGCUUCAGCUGUGGGAAAAGGUCUUCAGGUGCAGAUUGGCUGUCAAACAGAUGACCUGAGUUCUGCAAACAAUUUAUGUCGAGCCCCAGUGGUUGUAAACAAAACAUCUGUGCUUAGUGAGAAGGUUUUAGCAUCCUGUGUUUGGGGUGGACUCCUCUACAUCAUUGUGAAAUCAAAGUGCACUCUGGGUAUUGUUCCCAUUAAAGUGUAUGGAGCAGAACCAGCUCCAACAUAUAUAAAAGGCCAGACCAACCUCUCAGACUGGCAGCAAAACAUCCGUAAUCUCCCAGCUCCAUGGGCUGAGUUAAUUGGUGAAAACCUGAUUCUGACAGUGCCCUCGGACUCAAUCCGCUCACUAGAUGACCCAGAAGCACUUAUGUCUAUGUGGGACAAGAUCAUGAAAGCGGUUGCUGAGCUUGCAAUGACUCCUCUAAAGUUUUUACGCCCAGAGAGAAUUGUGGCAGAUGUGCAAAUCUCAAUUGGUUUUAUGCAUUCUGGUUACCCCAUUAUGUGUCACUUUGAAUCGGCAAAGGGAAUGGUUGACCUUCAGAGUAUCCAGAAAUCCGGAGUAUGGGGGUCUGCACAUGAGCUUGGGCACAAUCAGCAGAAAGGGUAUUGGGAGUUCCCCCCACAUACCACGGAGGCCACAUGUAACCUAUGGUCUGUUUAUGUACAUGAAACCGUCCUGGGAAUCCCACGAGAUCAAGCUCAUAAUAGCCUACAGCCAAAAAGCAGGGAUGAACGAAUCAAAGCCUAUCUGAAAAACGGAGCUAUCUUAGACCAAUGGUCUGUGUGGACUGCACUGGAAACUUAUCUUCAGUUACAAGAGGGCUUUGGCUGGGACCCGUUCAAAAGUGUUUUCUCAGAGUAUCAAACUUUCUCGAAUGUCCCCAAGGACAAAAAUGAGAAGAUGAAUCUGUGGGUGGAGACAUUCUCAAAAGCUGUGGAUAAAAACCUCGUUCCAUUUUUCGAGGCCUGGGGAUGGCCUAUUGAUGAUGAAACCCGCACCAAACUGUUCUCCCUAGCUGAGUGGGAGAAUGAUCCCAUGAAGUCAUAUACAGCAGGAAUCAAAGCAUAA
Messenger RNA from Spea bombifrons (plains spadefoot toad), 2721 nucleotides. Its product is annotated as TRPM8 channel-associated factor homolog. The record is from RefSeq and is a predicted model, not a curated record. The transcript is spliced from 7 exons. The coding region runs from base 1 to 2721 and encodes 906 amino acids. Lineage: Eukaryota; Metazoa; Chordata; Amphibia; Anura; Pelobatidae.